Molecule: messenger RNA, 1865 nt
Organism: Engraulis encrasicolus (European anchovy)
Lineage: Eukaryota; Metazoa; Chordata; Actinopteri; Clupeiformes; Engraulidae
Gene: rmp64
Product: nucleolus and neural progenitor protein
Exons: 9
Coding region: 13-1710 (565 amino acids)
Biological process (GO): positive regulation of Notch signaling pathway
Cellular component (GO): nucleus
Source: RefSeq, a predicted model, not a curated record
UCUCACACAAGCAUGGCGGAAGAGUUUUGGAAUAAAGUAAACAUUCCCUUUCCCAACGCUAUUUCUGUUUACCGGAUUCCGUUUUCCGAACAAACAGACACUGCUUUGGGAUGUAUCGUCGCGGGAAGCGAGAAGUUCCUGGAUCUGUUCUGCAGCGAAGUUCUGCAGACGGAGAUCCGCGUCCUGUACGAGUGUCUGUAUCUACUCAAUAACAGCUUCAGGCAACACAAGACGCUUUCCGCUCUCAAACAGCUGGAGCAAUGUAUAAAUCGUGUGAAGGAGAUGAGUUUGCAAGAGGCCAUGCAGGACUACUGGGAGGCAUGUCCAAAGAAACCACAGAGGAGUGCAGGUUUGGAGCUCGGUAUGUGUGACGUGCCCAGCCAGGCGUGUGUGGAGUGGAUGUGUGUGAAGAUUCUGGGCGGAGCUACUCUCAUUGCUCGACUGCUGGACCGCUGCUCCCGAGCAUUCCUUUGGUGUAAGCAGCACAUGCAGACUGGAGAGUUCAUCGUCCUCAACCUGAUGCUGGUCAGCAUGCUCUCCAGGCUAUGGGUGUUGUUUCGGGGGUUGCUGCGCGCCCUCUGCCCCCUCUACCAGCACUCCCUGGAUCUCCUGCAGCAGGUGUCUGCUGCCCGCCCCCUCCCCUACCUGAGCCCCAGCGACCCGCUGCCCCCUCACCUGCCCGGCCACCUGGCCUCGCUCCUGGGCCCCCAGCAGGCCGCCCUGCUCCUGGAGGUGGAGGAGAAGAGGACCAGGAGAGGAGGAAGGGCAUCGCUCCUGAACAGGCUUUUUGGAGAGCAGGGAGGCGGAGGGGAGGAUGAGAAGGGGGAGGGAGGGGUGAGGAAGAGGAUGCUGAAGAGGAGUGUGGGGGUGAGGAAGGCUCGGGAGGUGCGGCGACUGGCUGAGGACCUGGGCAGUGUCGUGCUGCAGAGGCAUGCUGAUGUCACGGGUGUAGGAGCAGAGCUGGACAUCAAAGCCCUGCUAAUGGGAUCCAAGGCAGAUAAGACACAGAUGGCUGCAUUGACCAAUCAGAAACCGUCUUCCUGUGAGGACUCUGCUGUGAUUGGUCAGAAGAGGGAGUUUGUGAAGCGGUUAAAAUCUGCCUCCUCCUUUGCUGAGCUGGCGGCCACUCUACAGGAAGUGAUGCGAUGGUGUCGGGGCCGAAACAGGAAGGGGGAGAGGCGGAGCUUAGUGCUGAUGAGUGUGAAGUGCCGCAGGAUGGUCAGCUUGGAGGCUGAGGGACACAGUGUGAAGCGGAAGCUGCAGAGGUUCCAGAGCACUGCUGGCCGGGCUCUGAUGCAGGGAAUCUCUCAUCAUCGUCAUCAUCAUCAUCAUCAUCAUCAUCAUCAUCAUCGCUGCCACUCGCUAAGAACCCUGUGGAGGCAGAACCUCGGCUGCAGAGACCCUGUCAGGAUUGCUACAAUAUUGCAGAACCAGCAUAGAACUGUUAAGCAGAGACACAGAACAUCAGGAGCUGGCUCUAGAACCCUCACCCAGAAAGACAGAACAUCAGGGCCUGAGUCUAGAGCUGCCAGUAAAGACCUUACAUUGCCACAGAAACCAGUCAAGGCUGGGGAUGUGGCAGAGGAGCUCACAGGAACGGAUGUUAGCGUGUCUGCAGGAAACAGGAAGUAUACAUCAGUUUCAAAGCCGGCAGCCGUGGAAGCAAAUGAAGAUGAUAUUGAUGACAUAUUCGCCUCUAUCGGGUUUUGAUUUAAAGGCAGUGUGCGUGUGUGUGUGUCAGGCAGAAUGUUGUAAACCAGUGAAUGUGGUCUGUUUGUGCGUUUGUGUCUGAGAUUUUCAGAAUGUAAGCCCGAAACUAAUGUAUUUUGUUAAUUUUUUAAUAAAUCACCACAACAUUACUCUUA